Labrus bergylta (ballan wrasse) is the source of this 7494-nucleotide messenger RNA. Its product is annotated as 5-hydroxytryptamine receptor 7. Gene Ontology annotation, molecular function: neurotransmitter receptor activity; G protein-coupled serotonin receptor activity. The record is from RefSeq and is a predicted model, not a curated record. Gene Ontology annotation, biological process: G protein-coupled receptor signaling pathway, coupled to cyclic nucleotide second messenger; smooth muscle contraction; vasoconstriction. Gene Ontology annotation, cellular component: dendrite; plasma membrane. Lineage: Eukaryota; Metazoa; Chordata; Actinopteri; Labriformes; Labridae.
UUAUGAAGGGAGGGAGAGUAUGUUAGCGUAGUUAACCCUGAGGGGGGCUGUGUGUAGGAAUUACUCAUUUCUCACACCAACACCGGCACAUCUGUGCGCGUCUAUGUCACCACCGGACGGGUUUCUAAGUCCAUGGAUAAAAAGGAACAGGAGGCAGUAGAAUGGUUGUUGUGGGAGCGAGUAACGGUAGCUUCGGCGGUGGCAACAUGAGGUCGUCGUUCAUAGAGGACAGGGUCGGCGGUGAAGUUCCCGGGGGCUCCACCAACAUGAUGAUCUCGGAGGCUCUUGCACCCCGGCUGCUGAUGAUUGCACAGGGCGCCGCAGAGGCUGCAGCAGCAGCGGCAGCAGUGACUUCUCCGUCCACCUCCAGUCAGCCGGAGGUCAUGGAGAGUAACGGGACCCGGUGCGGCGAGCAAAUUUUGAGCUAUGGCCGGGUGGAGAAAGUCCUGAUCGGCGGGGUCCUUACCAUGCUCACGCUGUCCACCAUCUGUGGAAACUUAUUGGUGGUCAUCUCCGUGUGUUUCGUAAAGAAGCUCCGCCAGCCAUCCAACUAUCUGAUCGUUUCUCUGGCCAUGGCGGACCUGUCAGUUGCGCUGGCCGUGAUGCCGUUCGUCAGCAUCACGGACCUGAUUGGGGGUCAGUGGAUAUUUGGACAGUUCUUUUGUAACGUUUUUAUCGCCAUGGAUGUGAUGUGCUGCACCGCGUCCAUUAUGAGCUUGUGCGUUAUAAGCAUUGACAGGUAUCUGGGAAUCACUAAACCCUUGACAUAUCCUGUCCGACAAAACGGUUGCUGCAUGGCCAAAAUGAUUCUGUCAGUGUGGCUCCUCUCUGCCUCCAUCACCCUCCCUCCCCUGUUCGGAUGGGCGCAGAACGUCAAUGACGGCAGAGUCUGCCUUAUCAGCCAGGACUUCGGCUACACUGUCUACUCCACAGCUGUAGCUUUCUACAUCCCCAUGUCUGUGAUGUUGAUCAUGUACUAUAGGAUAUUCCGGGCAGCCAAACUCAGUGCCGCUAAGCACAACAUCACCGGUUUUCCAAGGGUCGGGGAGCAGGGUGCAGGGGCAGGUCCCCGAGGGGGAAGAGGAGGGCAUGAAGUUCACCAGUCCACAGUGUCGGAGGAAACAGGAAGUGUUGAAGGGACAGAGGCUGAGAUUGAGGAAGAGGAGAGCCUGGACUGUGUGGCAGCUGCACUGAAGCUGCAGCGUGAAGUGGAGGAGGAAUGCAGCACCCGCGUUUCACGCCUCCUCAAGACUGGCGAACACCACCAACGCCGGAAGAGGAAGAACCAGUCCAUCUUCAAGCGGGAGCAGAAGGCGGCUGCCACUUUGGGCAUCGUGGUGGGUGCUUUUACCUUCUGCUGGUUGCCGUUCUUCCUGGUGUCCACUGCCAGGCCGUUUGUCUGCGGCGUUGAGUGCAGCUGUGUUCCUCUCUGGCUUGAAAGAACUCUCUUGUGGCUGGGGUACGCCAACUCCCUCAUUAAUCCCUUCAUUUAUGCUUUUUUCAACCGGGAUCUGAGGACCACCUACAGCAACCUCCUGCGGUGCCGCUACAGGAACAUCAAUCGGAAACUGUCUGCGGCUGGCAUGCACGAGGCUCUGAAGCUGGUGGAGAAGCCAGACACUGAUGUUUGUAAGAUGUAGGUCAUCAACAUAGCUGCAGUCUGAUGGAGAUGACCAUGAGGGAAAAUGUCCAUUGGGGCUCAGUCUGUGGCACAAGGUCACCACACUGCCAGGCUUGUUAUUUCCCCAAAUUUGUAUGAUGAUUGCUAAGAUGAGAUGAGUUCUGUGAUCAAAUGGACGCACAGGAAGUUAAACAGAAGACAAUUAUUUUUUAGAGGGACUAAAAAUAAUUGAGGGAAAGUUAAACUCACUGAUGAUUUGCUGCUGUGACAGUGCACUUACAACUACUGAACGUUUACUACACCCGUUGUGAGGUCCAACAAUUGUAACGGUAGUUGAUAACUUUGUACAUUUGAAUCAGACGGCCACCACGCUGAACAGUCUUGUGCAUAUUAUUUUGUUACAAAAGUCGGUGCACACACUGGCUUUGUACUCACAUUUCCACAGCCUGUGUCUUGUAUUUCCACAGUAAGCCAAGGAAAACGUUUGCCUCUCAAACAAAAACAGCGAAUUCCUCUUAAUGAGGCUAUUAACACCAGUGGUCUUAACCUUGGUCCCAGAUUGUCGAAGGGACACCUUUCACUGCUUCUAGAUGUUGAGUUUGCUUCUAUGGACAAUCUUAAUAACCAGCGGAUGUGGAAAUACAACUUGAACUCAACUGACAUGUAAAAUGUGUACACAAGUCAAGCCACACUGUUUCUUAGAGGUCAAAGUAUCUCAGCUUUAUGACCUUUUGUACCCGGUAUGACUUUUAAUCUUUUCAAGAUGCUUUUUUUGUGUGUGUCAAUAUCACAAUGUGUUGAAUGUUUCAAAACAUGGUCACUUUUCCUAAACUGAAGUCAUGCCACAACAUUGUUUUGUAAUCAGGCUGCUCAUAAAUUAACUAACAAAUGUUUUUUUUUUUUUUUUUUUUAAGAUUUGAAAGACAUUAGUGCUGAAAGUAUGAAAGAAAGAUUCUAGAGAUACAGAUGUGUAAAGAAAAAGAUCACUUUGAACAUGCCUGUGCCUUCUCGUCAGUGUUUUUGUAAGGCUGCAGGAUAUGGGAGUCUCCUUUCAAACUAUGCACCUUAUGUUUAGCAUGUGACUAAUAGUGUUUGAUACUCCCAUAGGCACUCUGAAGAGAUCAUGGCUCUUUUUCAGCCUUUUAUUUUGUAAAAAAAAGAAGAGGGAGAGUUGAGAAAACUAAGAUGGUUUAAGCCCUAACCAUGCAUAACAGCAUACUUUUCUCCUAAUUGAAGAAAAUGGAUUUUAUUUAUUUUCAGUUGUUUGUUGGUUUUCUCAAUAUGCCUGUCACUAUUAUUCAGACCCAAAGGUGAUGUUGUAACAUUAUUUCUGUUGUGUGACGUACAAAUCCUUGCAUUUCAGAAGUGUGUGCUCUUUAGUUUAUGAAAUCCUUUAAAAAUUAGAAAAAUAAGUUUCAGUUCUAAGAAUCAAAAAAAUCUUUAGUGGGGAAGGAUUUAGAAGUUUUAAUAUCAUAACCCAUUUUGAAAGUGUCUAGCAGAUGUUUCAUCUCAAAUCCCAAACAUGCACACACUUCAACAUCUGAAAAUAAUGGCAAGUCAAAAACUAGAGGAUAUUCACAACAUUACUGUGUUUGCCACUGGGAACUCACUACCACUUCCUAUAAUCUUGUAUGAUCUCAUUUGAUCUCAUGGGAAGCAGUUAAAACCAAAAAGGAAGCUGACAGGGUGCAAAGACCAACUUAACGCUUUGCAAUGAAAAACAGAAACAAGAGACGUCUGGAUGAAAAAUUGGUCAGGUUGGUAAACUUUGCCAGGAUGUUCCAUUCCAUAGGCAAAAACUAAGGAUGCGAUUGAUACUGUUUUUAAUAUAUUUCAAAAUCACCAUGUAGCUUAAUUUAUAAAUCCCAACAUGCUUAAAACUGUUUGGAAAGAUUAAGGAUGGAUCUGUAAACCCCUCACACUUUCAGAAAAUCCGGCUGCAUAUCGGUACUGAAGGUCCUGAACCAGAUUUCUCAUCCUAUUGUUAGGAGGGUUGAAAAAAACAAACAAAUAAUGCCCUGAGUCUAGCUUCAGUUGUUCAUCAUUUAACAUGAAACACAAUCAAUGUAUGCUUCUGUGCUUUAUCAGCAGUGUUUGGGUAUUUAUUUUAGCACAUACAUAUCAACAUUUAAAAAUAUAAGGUGUCAAACUUACUGUACGGAAGUGUAGUAUCUCUUAAAUCUUCAUCUUCUGCUUCUUAUAUGAUCACAGACACUAAUAGAAAAGACAAUGGUAUCUAAAAAAUGUGCCUAUUGAUCAAGGGUGAGGUUCAGGGUACAAAUGUGUUUUGAAUGUAAGAAGAACAGAAGGUGAUAGGUGAUGAAGGUGAGCCUAUUUUUAUUGAUGUUUUAAAGCUCCUCCCACAGAGAUAGGUCAACUCAGCUCAGACUUUCAUUAUGGAAAAGCGCAAGUUCAACUCCGGGGAAAUGCAUUGGAGCAGCAACAGAUUGCAUAUAAUGUUAAUGCAUAUUGAAAUUCCAAUCAGAUCAAUGGUGAGGCCCUGUCCUGUGGGAUGCCUGGAAUAAUCCCUGCCCGUAUGUUAAGUCCUUUAAACAAAGCAGCUGGGGCAUGCUAACUCCUAUUUUGGCUUUUAAUUUCUAUUAUUGGGUUUUCCAUUUGGACAGAGAUUAGAAGUGAAGACCUGUUAACUUGUAUUCCUCACAAAACACAGUAUUUUCUGUGUUCUUGAUACUUUGAGGAUAUUGAAUGAACGUCUUGUUACACUUCCUGUGUAAACACAGCCCGUGCAGCUCAAAUGUGUCCUCAUUAACUUAAGUUUGAACUGGAACAAAGUGAGAAGAAGCAACAGAGGGCAGUAAAAUCUCUUUUUGGCACUGAAUUGGCACUGUAUUUUCUGCCUUCAGUCUUUUUCUGAUCAUUAAUUAAAGCAACUGUGUGCAAGAGUUUUUUUCAAACACAAAAGGACGCACAGCUUCGUAAACACCAAGAGAUGCUGUACAUUCAGCCAAAAUAAAAUGCUGCGAUCGGCUUUGAUCAUUGGUGGGCAAUCUAACCCAAGAUGUGACGUCCAAACUGCCAAACGAAGUUCAUCCAGAGAGAAAAAUACAACCUUCAUGUCAGAAUGGUACUCAUAAUUCUCUUUGGUUUCUGGGUGCUACAAGAAUUCAUAAACUUUUGAACUUGUUUGAAGUAACUCCAGCUACACAUUUCAAAUAUAUUUUACCUGUCAUAGUUCAUGAUUUGGAAAUGUCAUACCUUUUGCCUUGUUAGCAAAGGAAUGAGUUCAUUCUACGGACUGUGAACUGAACUGAAAAAGAGAGCACUGACCUGAACUCAUUAUGGUUUUCAGCUCCAUUCCCUGUCAUACAGUAGCAAAGAGUGUUUGCUACAUGAGCAGGGGCCCAUCUUUCCAAAACUGCAUCAAAAAUAGUCCCAUCCAGAUGUAGAACUUGUCAAGAUCUAUAUUUUAAAUGCGGACACUGGUGAUAUUUGAGCUGACAUGAGUACAAACAAGAAGCUGGAGGAUAACAUGAUUAAAACCCAGUUGGUCUUACUGGGUUAUGGAAACAGUUCUUUAUGGGACUUUAUUGAUUGCGCAUGAGCUGCUACACAGAGAAGAGAGGAGAGAUGAUUAAAAGGUGAAUCAAGGAUAGAAGCUCCCUCCCUGCAUUCAGCGGUUGUCAGCUGCAUCUCAGCCACAGACAGGCUGACAGGUGUGACCAGAUGUUCCCUUCCCUUUGACAAGAAGAGAGUUAAAAAGCCUGUCUCCCUCGAUGCAGUCUCCUGGGUGAGCAGCCCCUAAAACACUCCACAUAAAUGUCUCUGAUCAAAGAAGGCGUCUUUUCUGAUAAUAGCUUCUAACAGAACCAAACAAGCUCAAUCUUUUUUUUGGUUUCACUCACACUUACCGGUUUCCUGGUUUUAUAUAUAGGAUGUGUGUUUUGCUUUUUCACAGCUCAUUCACUGGAGCUUUCAAAGACGUUUGAAGGGGCGAGUGCAAAGCCUGUAUCACCAAUAUGAUGACAUUCAGUCAUUCCUUAUUUAAAGCUAAAAUGAGGGAUUUUUAGCUGGUUAUGAAUUGGUGUGAAAUUAAUACAGAUGUCUCUUUGUGACCUACUGAACCAUAAAAUACCACCGGCAACAAGAUUGACUAUUUCUAUUUUGUAACUUUGAAUGCCUUUAAACGUGGAUGAGGGGUAGGUGUCAAAUGAGAUUGUUUGCAAUACGCUGAAGGCACUGCCUUUUUUUUGGUUUACAUUUUACAAAUCAAAUAUUCACAAUUAGUGAUACAUUUGACACAAAAAAGAAAGCAGGAUGGCAUUUUAAGUUAGACACACUACUUACACAGGUACAAGAAAAGAUCAGUAAUGAAAUAAGAUGUGCUACUUUUUGUCCACAGGGGGCGCCAAAUCAAUACAAAUAAAAAGUUCCUCAUAGGAUCUUUAAAGACACAGUGACAGUGGGUCAGGGCCUCCAAAAGAUUUGCAAGGGAGGUUGUGAGAUAAUAAACAAGACGGGAAAAAUAGACUAAUCAGAUUUUCAAUAAAACAUUUUCCCUUUUCCUAAUGUGUACUAUACUUUUUACUUUUUUGUGUGUGUAACUGUACGUUGUAUGUUCAAAAUAAUUGUCAAGACAUUAAAGAGUUUUUAAUAUUUAUUUGGUUGAACUGGUCACAACGGACGUGUAUAUAUUUGUGAAAGCUGUGCUUCAAGUGGGUCACAAGUUAGUUGGUCACAGGUCAAUAAGGUUGGGAAUCACUGGUAUAGGAGAUCUGUGUCAAUGGCAGCUAAAAAAGACACACCAACCAAAGAUCGAUCAUUAUGGCACAGAUGUGAUGGCUAUCAAACAAAAGGCUUCCUCUCAAUAAAUUAUUCAUUUGAGGAACUUGCCUACAAAAAACUCUUGACUGUUAAAAUGAAACAUGGAGGGUAAUGAUGAUAUUCGUAAAAGGAUAACAAGUACUGACAAACAAAAAGUGACUUAUACUGAGUGCUGUUUGCUUCUGAAAGCUGUAAGCAGUGUUACAGAAAUGCUUGACAUUUCAACAUUUGUGCCAACAGAUGCUCACCGCGUUGAGUAUGUCGUAACAAUAAGAGCAUUUUUGUCCAGAAAGGCCACAUGAACCAUGUUGUAGUCCCGAUCAGUGCAUUCAAUCACCAUUUUAUAAUGCACUUGUACCAAAGGGGAUGUUCUGUACUGGGAUUAGACAAACAACAUCGCCCUUAAUACAGAGAAGCCGUUGGGGGGUAACAAUGCUUUUGUAUAAUAUUAACCACCACAUGUAUUUUCUUUUGAAAGUGCUGUACUGUAUAUAUUGUGAUAAAAACAGGAGAAAAUAGGAAGGUGACAAUAUAUCUCCCUUGUGAUCAAAGUAGUUGGGCUUGACAACCCACAAAGCAUUGCAAGACAGGCUCCAAUCGAUUUAUGUGCACAGACGCAUUUCAUUGUUAACCAAUCGAAAUCACAGAAUCCUUGUGUAAUUACAACAAAGAAUUCCUGUGGACGAGACUGUCAAGUGUUGUUACUGUUGUUUUGGUUAAACCUUGUUGUUGAAGUUAUAAAACAUGUUCCCGUUUUUACUUGAACAGCAGGUUUUCAAUAAGCUUUUGGAGACCGUUUGAUCAGCAGAUUGGUCAUGAAACAUGUUCAAACAAAACCUUAGAAAUAUGAAAGAAGAACUGAGAACAAACAAGAACAGAUUUCACGGUUUAAGAUCAUCUGCUAUAAGGUCCAAGUGUUUUCUCAUCAGACAACACUGAUGAAAAUGUGAUUCUCUUUUGUUUCAAAUGUAAAUAAUUUCACUUAAAAAAUGCAUUAACUCAGAUUUUUUUGUCAGUGUGAAUACAUUCUUUGUGAAGACUUACUGUUCCAAUCACCACCCUAAGAUGGCACAUACACAUGGAAAUGGAGA